CGCUUGUAUGAUUUGUUGUUUCUUGUCUAGAACAAACAGACAACGGCAGCAAUUAAUGAACCAUUUUAAUUUUAAUGUUAGUAAAUUAUUUUUAAAAGUAAACGCGUAGCACAUGAAGUCAGCGAGCCGUUAACCUUUUAAUUAAAUAUUAAAAUCAGUGAAAAAUUCAUGAUUUUCCCACAUGUUUCUUGUUUCUUCAUCGAAAGGUGUUUCGUAAUCUUAACAUAGUUUUAUAAUUUUUUAAUAACUAAUUUAAGCUUGAGCACAGCGAAUGCCUAGUUUAAACUGUUGUCAAAGAGGUAUUUCCGUUCUUCAAAAAUUGUACAUAUGUCAUGUUUAGAAAAUACUUUUAUUUUCUUGUAUUGUAAGGCUGUAAUUUUUGGAGUUUUGGUCUUUCAAAAGACCGGUACAAUACUUUUUGAUCAAGCAAGUAAUAAUAGUUAAAAGAUUGAAAUUAUAAUUGAUUGAUUAUAAAUAAUUCUUGAAAUAUCUGCAAAAUUUCAAAACUAAUGUACUAGGCAUUUUCAACAACUGCCAGCUAACGAGAAGAUAACUUUACAACAAUUUAAGUCGCAGAGUAUGGGUUUGCGUGUGUGUUGGGUGAGUGUGCGUGUGUAUCUGUGUGAACUAAUAAAUAUUACCCAAACGAGAAGUUGCAUUUACAACACUCACAAAAUACGCAGCCAACAAAACGAUUUGUGUGUAUAUAUUUAUAAAGCUUAUAUCUGCUCGAUUAAUCUUAAAACAUAAUCUACAGAUGUCGCCUCAUCACACGCACACACUCAUCCACUCACUCGCAACCAGAAAAUCAUAACUCAACAAUGCGAUUUUGAAAUGCACACAUGCAGAGAUGAAGCUAAAAUUUUGACAGUUUUACAGAAAAGCCAGAAGCUUAAAACGAAAAUAUCUGUGCUGAUAUUUCAGCUAUAAGACACUGUUAGAAAAUGAGCAAAAUGCAAAAGGUUGAGCCUAGAACAUUUGUAAGGGGUCUGCGCCGUGUGCAGACCACGCCCAUUUGGGCGUAGAUGGAACCCGCCGGCGGGUUAGAAACGAAAGUAAAUGGCAAAUUCUUAGGAGUGCACGCAAGAAUCAACUUUAAGCCGAAGUGCAGGAAGUGGAGGCAUUGAGAUCGAGUGGAAUACAAUUAAAUUACAAGCAUAAUAUUAUCAAUGUAAAAUCGUAUGUAAAAAAACAAGGCAGAAAUCCAUAAAAAAAAUUGACAACAAAACAAACAACAAAAAAUAAACAAAAAAAAAUACAGAAACUACGAAAUAAAUACAUUUACAUAGAUGUUGCAAAAAUCAAGCGAAUCGAAGCUCCUCCCAUGGAUUCCCGUAACCCUCUCUGUAGAUUUGCGUAUCCUGUCAGUGAUCUAGCACUUUCGGAUCAGCGACCCCAUGUUUCUGGACGCCAUCUUCUUUAUACCCACACUAUUUACUUACCUGCUUAUCGGACUGCUCAUCGUCAUCCUGUGCUUCGUGGUGGUCUAUAUAAGCCACAAGAUCUAUGUCUCCGUCUACGACAACCUGCCUCUGGCCGCUUUGCCCGGCAACUCACGUCAACAGCUCCUGGGUCUCCGUCACUCCAAUCAUGCGAUGACCAUACGGGAAUACCUGGACACCUCGCUCCGCAGUCCACGCUCCAAUCAGCCGAGCCUACGGUCCGUUUGGAUUCAGAACAGGUCCCAGAUCUUGGAGACCUCUUCGGUCCUGCGUAUAGUGCUCUCCCUGGAGCCCUGUUAUCUGGUCAGCGCCGAGUUCGAUGUGAGCUCCAGCCGGAAGGCCAUCAGUUUCUUGUGCAACUGCCGGGAUCAGCCCGUGUGUGCUGCCGCAGAACAGAGGCCUUCUGGGUCCUUACACAUAGUGCGGUUCUAUGACCACCUCUCCAAGAUCCCGCGCCUCAAAGUCAUGCUCAAGUGCAACCAAAGGAGGCCGGAGCCGAGGCCGGAUAGUCGGACACAGUUAACCCUGGACGACGUGAUCCAGGAGGCCAGAGAUAACCAGGAUGCCCGGUGCACGGAUAACGCCGCCGCCUGCCGACCUGGUUCCUCACGCCGGAACUCUCGGAUACCGGAUUAAAGGGAUUGGAGGGUGUGGCCC
This is a messenger RNA of Drosophila teissieri, 2099 nucleotides long. RefSeq lists its product as uncharacterized. Lineage: Eukaryota; Metazoa; Arthropoda; Insecta; Diptera; Drosophilidae. The record is from RefSeq and is a predicted model, not a curated record. Bases 1398 to 2078 code for a protein of 226 amino acids. The transcript has 2 exons.